Molecule: messenger RNA, 398 nt
Organism: Drosophila nasuta
Lineage: Eukaryota; Metazoa; Arthropoda; Insecta; Diptera; Drosophilidae
Exons: 2
Coding region: 81-299 (72 amino acids)
Source: RefSeq, a predicted model, not a curated record
AAACUUCCUUUUUUUUCAACAAAAACAUAUCCAAUUCGACUGAAUUCCAUUCGAAUUUCGAACUCUAACAAUCAAUCAAAAUGGAUGCUGACGACGCUUCAAAUUUCGAAUAUAUCCCAGAAGUUGAGCAGAACUAUAGCGAGGCUGAGACAGAAGCAGCUUUGAAGUUUCUCAAAGAGCAAGAUCUGCCGAUGUCGGAACUCUAUUAUGCGCUAAAGUAUGUUCGCCUGGCAAAUCGCGAUCUGAAAUCCGAACAGAAGUUCAAGGAAAUAGAAGAACGUCUGAAAAAAAUUGCGUGAAGCGGAUAUUCCUAUGGUAUCGCCACCAUCAUCGGACUAUGAAUGUGAAGAUUAAAGUUGUUUGUAAUGAAUAACAUAAUAAAAUGAAUUAAGCAAUAA